Messenger RNA from Carassius gibelio (silver crucian carp), 2992 nucleotides. Its product is annotated as membrane-spanning 4-domains subfamily A member 4A-like. Gene Ontology annotation, cellular component: membrane. The coding region runs from base 84 to 860 and encodes 258 amino acids. Lineage: Eukaryota; Metazoa; Chordata; Actinopteri; Cypriniformes; Cyprinidae. The record is from RefSeq and is a predicted model, not a curated record. The transcript is spliced from 8 exons.
UCAGACGACUGAACAGAACUUCAGAGUAAAGCUCGCGAAACCAGCUGAAGAGAAGAGUUGUUUCCUCUGAUCCUGAAACAAAAAUGUCGACAGCUAUACCCAUAAAUUCUUUUGUCAUCCAGCUGCAACAACCAAUACCAACAAUAGCAGUGCGGACGGAAACGAAUGCUCCUGCACCUGUUUAUGUCCAACAAAUAUCAGGACUUUCACUUCAUGGACUUGAUACAUUUCUAAAAGGCCAACCAAAAAUUCUUGGGACUGUCCAGAUAAUGAUUGGUCUGAUGACUCUCCUGUUUGGCAUUGUGUCUACAUUUCAUGCAGAAUCCUUCUUUGUCUUUAUUGGUGCUCCUUACUGGGGAUCUAUCAUCUACAUUAUUGCAGGCUCACUCUGCACCGCUGCAGAAAACAAACUUAAUUCACCCUCCAGUUACUGUUUGGUGAAUGGUUCACUUGGACUGAACAUCAUCAGUACUUUAACCGCAGGCAUUGUACUUAUUUUAAUUUCACUGGAUUUGACACAAAGACCAUUCUACACUGGCCAGUACACAUGCUGCAACAAUUAUACAUGUUAUGGUACAGGAGAGUAUGAGACUCUCUUUAAGGGAUUCAAUGUUGUGUUACUGUUAUUCACCAUCCUUCAGUUUAUCAUCUCCAUCUGUCUGUCGGCGUUUGCUUGUAAAGUCUCCUGUUGCUGUUGUCCUCCUGAGGUGCCGUUAGUUCCACAAGUUUUAACUCCACAGCCCUCUGAUUUCAGAACCAAUAAUUCCCAUGAUCUUAACAGUUCAGAGGAGAUACCUGUGGUCAGCAGCUCCUCCAUGAACAACCGUCAUGAAGAACCUGAAUACACUAAUUGUGAAUAAAUGUUAAUUCUAGAAACACAUGGGUUUCCCAACGAUUUCCUGUCCAUUACCUUUAAUGUCUUUUCAUCACUUUAUCAGAUAAUAAUUGGAUUUUCUUUAAAUGUGUGUAAACAAAAACUUUACUUUCUUUAGUUUCAAGAAAGUUGCAUUAUCAUCAUUGAAAUUAGAUAGAUUGUUUUGAACAACUGUAAUUGCUUAAAACAUUAUAAUAUGUAAGAAUAAAGUAUACAGAAGGAUAAAUGUGUUAACUCAUGUUUUAAUUAAAACAGAAGAAAAUGUUUCUUUAACAAGACUGAUAGAACUGUGACAUUAACUACUCAAAAUAGUCUUACUUUUUUGCUUUAACAAAAUUAAACCAAUACAAACAUAGAUAUAGAACAGAAUUCUGUAAUAAAGCGAGCACUGUCAGCUUGUUUGGGAAUGUAGUGAGUGUCUGUAAAUGAUGUAAAAUAAAGUUUUUAUUUACAUUGCCAGAUACCCAGAAAUGUAUAUCAAUAUUUAUAGGGAUAGUUCACCCAAAAAUCUAAAUGAUGUCAUUAAUAAUUCACCCUCAUGUCUUUGCUCAAGAAUGAGUCAAUUUUUUUUUAAUUAUCUGUCUCGGCUCGUUGUUCAUCUUCAGUUCUCUCUUCACAGCAGUUCAGUCAGUGUACUGUUUGAGUACAUGAAUUACUCCGGGAUAUUGGUUUGUUUGAACUCAGAGGCAGUGUCAGGCACAUUAAAAAAGUUAACAGCUUAAGUCAUUUGUGGAUUAAUGCAUAUUGGAGACGCCGUUUAAAACGAUUAAAACUAACCGUUUAAAACGAUUCAGUUCGAUUUGGUGAACUGGUUCAAAAAGAUCCGGUUACAUCGAAUGAAUGAUAUCUUCGCAAACAAGAUUUCACAAACUGCUUUGUUUUGGACUCUCUCACAACAGACACAGAAGAGAAGACAAUGCUGAAUGAAGUCAUAGUUUUUGCUAUUUUUGGACCAAAACGUAUUUUCGAUGCUUGUCUCUGAUGUCACAUGGACUCCUCUGAUGAUGUUUUUGUUAUAUUUCUGGACAUGGACAGUAUACCAUACACACAGCUUCACUGGAGGUACUGAGAUCUCUCGGGCUAAAUCUAAAAUAUCUUAAACUCUGUUCCGAAGAUAAAAGGAGGUCUCACAGGUUUGGAACGACACAAGGGGGAGUUAUUAAUGACAUAAUUUAGUUUUUUGGGUGAACUAUCCCUUUAAGAUGUCCAGAAGCCUCUAAAUGCCACAGUAUACCAUCAUAGAUGGUUUCAAUGGCAACAACAUAAACAAACGUUACUGCGCAAGCAUGCUUUUGUGGCCCUAACUUAACUUCCGGUUGACUUCCAAAUAGAAACAAUAACAAUAGCUAAAUGGUCCCUCUAGAGUAGAAUAUUUUAGAUAACAAGCCAAAUAUGUUUGCAGCGUGAAUAUGAAGUACUUUCUAAAAAUGCUAAUUCAUUUUUUUCCCAGUGGAGAUGUUUUAAAGUGGGAGAAACAGGUUUCCCAGGUAACAGCUGUACACACAGCAGUGCUGAGCUCACAAAAACUGCUUUUAUCAAGCAUAUAACAUGAAAGAUGAAAUGAAAAUUACAUAGAAAAUUCUGUAGACUAAUUAAAGACAGUCUUCCUUCAGAAAUACAGUGAAAUAAAAACACCCGCACCUAGUUUAGAUUUUUAAAUGUGCAGUACGUGCUCAUGUUUAUUCAACGAAGCCUUUGGAAAACCAUUUUUGAUAUUGUAAGUGCCACAAAUGAAUAAAUGUAUCGGAAACACAUCCCACAGCACAACCACUUGGGCCCAACUUCUGUUUGUUGAUGGCGCCAGACUGAUAAACAAAAACAGACCCGAAGGUAACUUAGGGCCAGGUGCCUGAUGAAACCAUCUAUAAGAAUUUCUCUCAAGGAACCACAGUUGCACUCUUGCAUCGACAUUGUUAACAGGCAGUGAUUUUUUGUCAAUCCAGACUUCGUUUGGGCUCUACCAUUCAUAGAAAGUCUUCUGUGCAUACUUCUAAGUACUUCACAUACUUCUAUACAUCCAUACUUGUAAGGAUGUCUCAACAGAUAAAGAAAAAAUAAAGAAAAAAGGAGGGGGUUGGGAAGAAAACAAAAAAGAAAAAUAUUGAAUAUCACACCAAU